Molecule: messenger RNA, 405 nt
Organism: Erigeron canadensis
Lineage: Eukaryota; Viridiplantae; Streptophyta; Magnoliopsida; Asterales; Asteraceae
Source: the annotation of a RefSeq genome assembly
AUGAGUAGUGAUACUAUUGCUGACAUAAUAACUUCUAUACGAAAUGCCGAUAUGUAUAGAAAAAGCGUGGUUCGAGUAGCAUCUACUAAUAUCAGCCAAAGUAUUGUUAAAAUACUUUUACGAGAGGGUUUUCUCGAAAAUGUGAGAAAACAUCGAGAGAACAACAAAUAUUUUUUGGUUUUAACCCUACGACAUAGAAGGAAUAGGAAAAGGACUUAUAGAAAUCUUUUAAAUUUAAAACGGAUAAGUCGGCCAGGUCUACGAAUCUAUUCUAACUAUCAAAGAAUUCCUAGAAUUUUAGGUGGGAUGGGGGUUGUAAUUCUUUCUACUUCUCGAGGUAUAAUGACAGACCGAGAGGCUCGACUAGAAAGAAUAGGCGGAGAAAUUUUGUGUUAUAUAUGGUAA